ACUAGGCCUGCUAGGGGAGGACACUCUCAGAUAUUUUAAAAAUAAAACUUGAUUGAAGAAACCCACUUGCUACUAAGUUAACUUCCUCUACUCAGUGGUCGUUGUGAUGCUUUCAGAUUUAGUUAUAUAAUUAAGUAUUACUGACUGCAUCCUAAACAUAUUGCUCGGCAAUGAAGUAUCUCAUUUUCUUUAAUAGCUUUUUAUACAAAGUUCCAUUCUUUCAAAUUAGUUCAAUUAAGCUAUUUUCCACCAAGUCCAAGGUAGGUAGUAAAAGUAAAAGUUACAUUUACAUCAAUUACAAACCGACUGAUACAAGUGAUAGUAGUGAGUGUAAGUAGUAUUAUAUAUAUUAUAUAGAUAUAUAUAUAUAUAUAUAACAUUACAUAUAAUAUGACUUACAUUAGUUAGCCUACGUCACAUAAUUACUCAUAUUACACGAAGUGUCUACACAUCCAGCGCGCCGGACAAAUAGUGCGGGAGAUAUACAUCCGACUGGCAUGUCACUUGACCGUCGCACAACUGUCCUGGAAGGCGUUAUUAUUCCGGCAGGUCAUGUGUAAGUGGUCGCCGGCAAAAUAGUUGCAUUGCAUUUGAUAUUCUGAUCCCUAGAUAAUGAAUAAAUGCUGAACGUGUAAAUAUAUUCAAAUGCCCUGAGAUACAUAAAGUGUUUGACUUUGAAUAUUAAACUAGUUCGCCUACAUACUAACUAGUAGUACUAUUACUACUACUAUUACUAGCCUAUUUGAUUCCGACUCUUCAAAGAAAAAAGUCCCUUAUCUUGGUUAAACAUUUUGUAAAGCUCUACCUUGACUUGAAGCCUAAAUUUAAAAUAUGAACAAAAUAAAAUAAGACCAGUAGACUUCAACAGACCUAUGUCACUAUGUCAAUGAAGUUGUAUUUCAAGAUUAGUAUUGCUUGAGAAGUAGGCUAGGCUACCACUAUAACAUCCCUAUAUUAUGAUCUAGGGUCUAUUUCUUUGUGAACUAUCUGCCUCCUUAAUUUUUUAUCAUCCUCACUAUUAUUUUUUUUUUAGCAUUUGUAUUUUUUUUAUUGCCGUAAUUCUCUCGCCCUCUCAGCUUUGCUUCCUUCUAGAAUGCAUUAUUGCUAUCCCCCAAUUUGUUUUGGUAUUUUUUUCUAUUAUUUGUUUGCUAGAUACUCAGUACUUGAUAGAGAGAUAGAUUUUAAAAUUAACAAUAGUUUUGCAUCAUUCGCGAUCACGUGACAAGGCUGACGGACAACUAUCUCACAUCACAUUGUUACCGAGGUCAUGUGACUUGGAUGCCGGACAAAUAUCUUGAUAAACUCGGAUUAAGUAUUCGACGGGCGGUCAUGUGACUUGGUCGCCGGACAAAUAGUGCGUGAGAAAUACGUCCGGCAAUUAAUUUUAACUGUGGACAAUGAAUUGAUUAACUGUAACCUAAUUAAAAUUAUUAUUAUUCAUUCAAAAAAAUAAGUUAUACGAAUUUAAGAAAGUUUAAGAAACAUUUUACUUUAAAAAAUUACUUAAUUUUAUACUUCUUUAACUUUCUUAUUAAUUAUUACUUUUUUUUAAAAAUAUAUUUUACCUACUAUAUUAUCUGGACUCAAAUUUACAUCAAUAUCAUUGUUUGCAUUUUUAAAAAAUAAAUUUACUGAUGUUUCAUUUACCUUACUGACUGUUAACAAAUGAUAAUUUUUUAAAAUGUUCUUAUAAUGUAAGACUUCAGGGAUAAUUUAGACUUAAUUUUAUGUCAAUACUCAUGAAUGUUAACAAAGUUUAAAUAACAACUUUGAAUUGUAGGCCUAUUUUUUAUUUUCAGGUUCCAGAUAAACCAGUAUGGGAUAAAAUUGAUUUCAAUAGCUUACCUAAGGUAGUAUCACUAGUAAAUCAUCAAACUUUCUCAUAUAUUCAUAAAAGAAAGCGUUGAGUUCAAACAUAUUUGUACUAGUAAAAGUCAAUUCCAAUUUAUUUUCCUGUUAAGAAAUAACUUUAAAAAAUAAGAGCUAAACUUUUAAUUCAGGCAGUGGAGUAGCCAGAGGUUGUGAUGCCCAGGGUCGUCUUGCAAUUUGUCAUCCCUAAUUAACAAAAACAAGUGCACACAGAAUACAUAUAAAAUAUAAUUAAUUCAAGUGUUUGAAGUGGACAAAAAAGUAUUAUCCAGGGCAAACCACCCUCUCCACCCUCCUCUUCCUACACCCAGGGCUUCAGACAGUUGAAAAAAAUAAACAAAUGGAAUAAUAACACGCUGAGAUUAAAAACUAUAAUGUUGGUUACCCAUUGAAUAUAUUUUUUCAGGUCCCUGAAAUUGAUCUCGAACUUGUUGAACAGCUAGAAAGAAUUUCUUUAGUUGAAUUCAACAAUGAGGAAGGAUAUAUAUCAUUGCAGAAUGCUGUACGCUCAGCAAAUUUGUUGCAUGCUAUAAAUACAGAAGGAGUGGAGCCAUUGGAUUCAGUUCUUGAAGAAAGGUUUCUAUUUAUUAAGUCCCCUAUCAUUCCAUUGAUCUCCUAAUCUUUGAAAUUUUUCUCCCAUCAUUAGUUAUUUUCUCCUAUCAUUAGCUAUUUAAUCAUAUCAUUAGCUUUUUUUGUCCUACUUAAGAUGUUAUGAUCACAUUAAUUACAAACUAUUUAUAUUUUUGUUUUAGACAGAAACUCUCUUCAGUUGUGCAUAUGAACAUAUAAUACUGGGGAGUUCUUAUUUCUGUUUUCCUAUGUCAUUAUUGAAAGUUAAAUUAUCAACAGGUAUAUUUAACAUGUUUUAAACUCAGAAUGUUGAAUUAUAUUUGGAUAUCUUUUUAUCUCUUUAGAAAAUGAUUGCCGAUUGUCUUUUUUUAAUGAAAAAUAAUGAACAGUGAUUUUAAUUAUUUUUAUCACUUGGGCAGUUGAAAUUUAAAAAAGGCUAUAAAAAGAAAAAUGAAUAUUGGUUUAAAAUUGGAUUUCUUCAAAAGAUUAUUGGUUUUACCAAAGUAGAUAUCAGAUGAAAAAUAAUCAUAAGUGAUUUUAAUUAUUUUUUAUCACUUGGGCAGUUGAAAUUUAAAAAAUGCUAUAAAAAAGAAAAAUGGAUAUUGGUUUAAAAUUGGAUUUCUUCAAAAGAUUAUUGGUUUUACCAAAGUAGAUAUCAGAUAAAAGAAAUAUGUUUUCAAAACUUAGACUACUAAAUAGAAUCGUUUUAUUGCCUUCCUUUACUCAGGGAACUUUGGCUACGCGAAGAUAAAGUGACUGAAGGAAACUGCUUAAAAGAAAUUUUAAGUAAUGCGACAAAAGUUGAGGAACAGUAUUUUGUAGCUCCACCAGGUGAGUCAGUAAAAAAUGUGAACAAUGAUAUAAGACCUAUGACAUGCUACAAAAUUGUAGAUACCGGUAUCACACAAUGUUAACCAGUACCUCGUAACAACAAUCACUUUUAAGCUUAUUGAAUGUUUACAUUUCUUAAAACUUUUUUAUGAACACAAUAACAUUCCAAAUUUAAGUGAGCAUAUAUUUUUCCUUUAAAACAUGCAUUUUUUUGUAUUUAUUUCUUUAUAUUGAUGAUGAAGAGGAUAAUAAUGGGGAGACUAUGAUCAGGUUAGGUAAAUGAUAAUAAGUAGUACAAGGUAGGGGAAAUAAAGGGAGUGGGGAGACUUGGAUCAGGUUAGGUAAAAGUAAAAGAUAAUAAGUAGUACAAGGUAAGGGAAAUAAAGGGGGUGGGGAGACUUGCAUCAGGUUAGGCAAAAGAUAAUAAUUAGUACAUGGUAAGGAAAACCUGAAAAAAGGAAGCUGAUAUUAUCACGGAAGUUUUAAUUUAAAAUUAAUUAUUUUAUUUUCUUUCUGUUCUUAUCAUUUUAGCUUGUCAUUCUAUCUUGUAGGUUUUUUAAAAUAUCAUUUUUGUCAUGGAACCCAACAAUAUUUGCUGUACCCGCAUUUUAAGUGUUUCUUAGAAAUAUAUUUUAUUUGGAAAUUGCUUGGUUCUAAGUCAGCAUGCAAAUGUUGUUAUUCAAUGUUUCUUACUUAACAUUAUACGCGUUGUGUCAUGAUUUUUCUCACAGGAAACAUCCCCAUGAAACAAAGAGGCAAGCAUUUUUUGAAAAGUGUUGUCAAGGAACCAGAGACUUCGAGUUGAUAUGCAAUGUCAUGAAAAUAAGAGAGAAAAGUUUAUGGGGAAACUAGUGUAAAUAUAAUAAAGUGUAAUGUCAUCAAUCUAAACUAUAUUUAUUAAAAGAAUAAAUUUAUCCUGUGAGAAUUUAUUUUCAUUUUUUAAAAAUAAAUCCUUAUAGUAAC
Molecule: messenger RNA, 4233 nt
Organism: Lymnaea stagnalis (great pond snail)
Lineage: Eukaryota; Metazoa; Mollusca; Gastropoda; Lymnaeidae
Source: the annotation of a GenBank genome assembly